CCCGCAGCAUCCCCCGGCUUGGGCCGUGGCCGCCCCGGAGCCAGGCGGUGGGAAGGGACUGUCCCCUUCCCUGCCCGCCGCAGCCAUGGAGGGGGGAGUGCAGCUCCUGAACCGCGAUGGCCACAGCAUCUCACACAACUCCAAACGCCACUACCACGACGCCUUCGUGUGCAUGAACCGCAUGCGGCAGCGGGGGCUGCUCUGCGACAUCGUCCUGCACGUGGCCACCAAGGAGAUCAAGGCCCACAAGGUGGUGCUGGCGUCGUGCAGCCCCUACUUCCACGCCAUGUUCACAAAUGAGAUGAGUGAGAGCCGCCAGACCCAUGUGACACUGCAUGACAUCGACCCCCAGGCUCUGGAGCAGCUGGUGCAAUACGCCUACACGGCUGAGAUCGUGGUGGGAGAGGGGAAUGUGCAGACCCUCCUUCCUGCUGCCAGCCUGCUUCAGCUCAAUGGUGUGCGGGACGCUUGCUGCAAGUUCCUGCUCAGCCAGCUCGACCCCUCCAACUGCCUGGGCAUCCGUGGCUUUGCUGACACGCACUCCUGCAGCGACCUCCUCAAGUCUGCCCACAAGUACGUCCUGCAGCACUUCGUGGAGGUGUCCAAGACAGAGGAGUUCAUGUUGCUGCCCCUUAAACAGGUGCUGGACCUCAUUUCCAGCGACAGCCUCAACGUGCCCUCGGAGGAGGAGGUGUACAGGGCUGUGCUCAGCUGGGUCAAACACGACGUGGACAGCAGGAGACAGCACGUGCCCAGGCUCAUGAAGUGCGUGCGGCUGCCGCUGCUGAGCCGCGAUUUCCUCAUGAGCAACGUGGACACGGAGCUGCUGGUGCGGCACCACUCGGAGUGCAAGGACCUGCUCAUCGAGGCCCUCAAGUACCACCUGAUGCCCGAGCAGAGAGGGGUCCUGAGCAACAGCCGGACGCGGCCGCGGCGCUGCGAGGGGGCCAGCACCGUGCUCUUCGCUGUGGGUGGAGGGAGCCUGUUCGCCAUCCACGGCGACUGCGAGGCCUACGACACGCGCACGGACCGCUGGCACAUGGUGGCCUCCAUGUCCACGCGCAGGGCCCGCGUGGGCGUCGCGGCCAUCGGGAACAAGCUCUACGCCGUGGGAGGCUACGAUGGCACCUCUGACCUGGCCACAGUGGAGUCCUACGACCCUGUCACCAAUUCCUGGCAGCCCGAGGUGUCCAUGGGCACCAGGAGGAGCUGCCUGGGUGUGGCAGCCCUUCACGGGCUCCUCUACGCUGCUGGGGGGUACGAUGGGGCCUCGUGCCUCAACAGCGCAGAGAGGUACGACCCCCUGACAGGCACCUGGACCUCCAUCGCUGCCAUGAGCACCCGGAGACGCUACGUCCGCGUGGCCACGCUAGAAGGCAACCUCUAUGCAGUCGGGGGCUACGACAGCUCAUCGCACUUAGCCACGGUGGAGAAGUACGAGCCCCAGAUCAACACCUGGACCCCCAUUGCCAACAUGCUGAGCCGCCGGAGCAGCGCGGGCGUGGCCGUGCUCGAGGGGAUGCUCUACGUGGCUGGUGGCAAUGAUGGCACCAGUUGCCUUAACUCCGUGGAGCGCUACAACCCCAAAUCCAACACCUGGGAGAGCGUGGCCCCCAUGAACAUCCGCAGGAGCACCCACGACCUGGUGGCCAUGGACGGGUGGCUUUACGCCGUGGGUGGCAACGACGGCAGCUCCAGCCUGAACUCCAUCGAGAAGUACAACCCUCGCACCAACAAGUGGGUGGCGGCGUCCUGCAUGUUCACCCGCCGGAGCAGCGUGGGGGUGGCUGUGCUGGAGCUCCUCAACUUCCCCCCGCCCUCCUCGCCCACCCUCUCCGUGUCCUCCACGAGCCUUUGA
Pseudopodoces humilis (Tibetan ground-tit) is the source of this 1858-nucleotide messenger RNA. It is a transcript of the gene KLHL17, whose product is annotated as kelch like family member 17. NCBI's taxonomy places the organism in Eukaryota, Metazoa, Chordata, Aves, Passeriformes, Paridae. The record is from RefSeq and is a predicted model, not a curated record. Gene Ontology annotation, molecular function: protein binding.